Molecule: messenger RNA, 615 nt
Organism: Tuber melanosporum (Perigord truffle)
Lineage: Eukaryota; Fungi; Ascomycota; Pezizomycetes; Pezizales; Tuberaceae
Exons: 4
Coding region: 214-615 (133 amino acids)
Biological process (GO): L-valine biosynthetic process; L-leucine biosynthetic process
Cellular component (GO): mitochondrion
Molecular function (GO): branched-chain-amino-acid:2-oxoglutarate transaminase activity
Source: RefSeq, a predicted model, not a curated record
CAAAAGAUCAAAAAUUUCUCACGAAACCUUUUUCUUAUUAUAAUUGUAUCAAGCACCUUUUUUUCUUCUUUUUUUUCUAAUGCCUGUUUAUCUCAAGCAGAACUACUUCGAACCCACCCUUGCAUCGGCCCUUCUCGCCCUCCUCACCCCCUCUCCUCUCUACCUCUUAUUCUUCCUCCAUAACUCUCCGCUCGUCCUUAAGCAUUCCACAGAAUGCUCCGCUCCUCCCUCCUCCGGGCGAUUCGCACCCCACAGGCCCUGAGAGCCUAUAGCACUCAAACCAUCCCUGACAUUGAUGCUUCAAAAUUGACCAUUACCCGCACCCAAACACCAAAGGCUCUGAUGAAACCAGAGGACCUUAUCUUUGGGCGCAACUUCACCGACCACAUGCUAUCUAUCGAAUGGACCGCUCGAUCUGGCUGGGCCGCCCCUAAGAUAACUCCAUAUCAAAACCUCUCCCUCGAUCCCGCAACCUGCGUUUUCCACUACGGUUUCGAAUGCUUUGAAGGAAUGAAGGCCUAUCGCUCCACCGUGAACGGGAAGUCCAGCAUCCGCAUGUUCCGCCCUCAUAAAAACAUGCAGCGCUUAAAUAAAUCCUCUGUUCAUUCCGGAUAA